CCACACCAUAGUGAGGCGCGAGACGCACGCCGCUUCCUCUGUACCAGGUUCCAGAACUUAUGAAAGAAAGAACGUGCUCGUUUUAUCAUCUCCUAUAGCUAAGAAACGGUGAAAGGAAAGUGUUCCCAUUUUUCAGUCAUUUUACGUCGUGUUUUAGAAUAAGAAUAGAGCAUUACAUGGUAUCUUAGUUACUCGGUCUUCCGUAUCGUUAGCGCGUGAUCGAUUAGUUCUGUCUGCUGUCCCAACCUGUAGUUUCCGCUAGUUUUGACUCAGCCGGUGUUUUGUGCUUUCCAAGGUCGCUUGGUUGGUGUUUAAGGGAUCAUCAUCAUCAUCAUCAUCAUCUCACGCCUAAUUCAGCUACGAGAGACGCGGCCAGAUAUUGAGCUUGAACCAAAGCGUGACACGAUUUAUAGGAAGAUGGGAAUGAAGGAAACUGAAUGAAUAAAGGGACAUGAAUGUGCGGCUCUCUGAGCAAUUUUGUGGUUAUUAACAUAUAUUGGGCCACAUUGUUACACUUCUGUUAAUGCACCUACUUAAUAUUGCACUCAGGAACGAACUACUGGCCUAUUGAUUGUAGGAAGUUGAAAAGCUGCAGAGCACCGCCAGCAAAUAAUUGUGAGUAGAACAGCCAUUACCUAGGAAACAUUUAUCUGAGAAUGGCUCUACGUCCUAGUCUCAAGAUUCUGACAACCUGCAUGCUUGCAGCAAGAAGGCCUGUCGUCCUUGGAAAUGUCUGUUUAACACACAGGAAAUACAUCAGAACUUAUGCACCAAAUCUCAACGAUCAAAGAACUCCAGAUACAAACAGUUUUGUUUCACGGACACAUACCUGUGGUGAGCUGUGCUCUGCUCAUGUGGGUCAGGAAGUGACUCUAUAUGGCUGGCUGCAGUAUCAGAGACAUGAUCUGUUUGUUGUAUUGCGAGAUUUCCAUGGACUCACCCAAGUCAUUCUCCCACAGGAUGAGAAAUAUUCCCAGCUGAAGAAGAUGCUCAGUGAAGCUACAUUAGAAUCAGUAGUGCUGCUUAAGGGGACAGUCAUACGACGGCCACCUGGACAGGAUAAUCCGAGGAUGCCGACCGGUGAGAUUGAAGUUCUGGCAAAGGAAGCUCACAUCCUGAAUACUUGUAAGAAGUUACCUUUUGAGAUUAAAGAUGUUGUGAAGAAAUCAGAAGCUCUUCGAAUGCAGUAUCGCUAUCUGGAUAUACGCAGCGGUCUGUUGCAGUACAACCUACGGCUGAGGUCCAAAGUUGUGAUGAAAAUGAGAGAGUAUCUGUGUAACUUGCAUGGCUUUGUGGAUGUAGAGACCCCCACCUUAUUUAAAAGAACCCCAGGGGGUGCUAAGGAGUUUGUGGUACCCACUCGUGAGCCUGGCAAGUUUUAUUCACUGCCUCAGAGCCCGCAGCAGUUCAAACAGCUUCUCAUAAUUGGAGGGCUGGACAGAUACUUCCAAAUAGCAAGAUGCUAUCGGGAUGAGGGAUCAAAGCCAGAUCGGCAGCCUGAAUUCACACAGGUGGAUAUUGAGAUGUCAUUUGUGGAUCAGGCUGGUAUCCAGAGUCUGGUGGAGGGAAUGUUGCGCCACUCCUGGCCAGAGGAGAAAGGAUCCCUCCAAACCCCAUUUCCAGUUAUGAGUUAUGCGGAGGCCAUGAGCAGCUAUGGAGUUGAUAAGCCAGACACACGCUUUGAAAUGAAGAUCCAGGAUGUGACCGACCAUUUUAGGGAAGUGCAGCUGGGGUAUGUGCAGGAUGCUCUGAGUAAACCCCAUGGAAGUGUCAAAGCCAUUCGCAUUCCAGGUGGAGCUAAAUUCAUUAAAAGGAAAGAGCUGGAUUCCAUGCAAGAGCUUGUAAAGCAACAGUAUAACCAGGAAGUGGUGCCAGUUAUCCUGCGGGCAGACGGCAGCUGGAAAUCACCUUUGGAGAAGUUUCUCUGUGUGGAGCUGAAGGAAAGCCUUAUAGAAGCUAUGGAAGCCAAGUCUGGGGACAUUCUCUUGUUUGCAGCGGGGGAGCAUGUUCGAGCAUGUACUGCUAUGGGUAAGCUGCGACUGGAUGCUGCCGCCCAGCUAGAAGAAUGUGGGGUGGCUUUGCGGGACCCCGCUGCUUAUCAUUUCCUGUGGGUUGUAGACUUCCCACUCUUUCUUCCCAAAGAAGAUAAUGAGUUGGAGCUGGAAUCUGCACACCACCCAUUCACUGCCCCUCAUCCCGAGGACACCGCUCUUCUGCAUACAGAUCCAGCAAAGGUUCGAAGCCAACACUAUGACCUGGUCCUGAAUGGCAGUGAAGUUGGAGGCGGUUCAAUUCGUAUUCAUAAUUCAGAUUUGCAGCGCUGGGUCUUAAAGGAUGUAUUAAAGGAAGAUGUGUCUCUUCUUUCUCACCUGCUGGAGGCCCUGGAAUCCGGGGCACCCCCACAUGGAGGCAUUGCUUUAGGACUCGAUCGUCUCAUUGCAAUUCUUGUCGGAGCACCAAGCAUUCGUGACGUCAUUGCCUUUCCAAAGUCAUUCCGGGGACGUGAUCUUAUGAGCAAUGCACCCGACAUGGUGUCUGCUGAGGAUCUCAAACAAUAUCACAUUCAGGUGAUCCCUCCGUCUACUGGAUCCAGUGAAGACUGAUCACCAGUAACACGACUUUCAUAAGGACCGGAGAGUCUUGCUGCUUCCAGACAUAGAGCACUUCAAUUGUUAUUCCUCCACAGAAACUAUUUAGUGCUGCUUUAUAAAUCAUUAGCAGUAAAUAAUGGAGUAGAAAAGCGCUGCCUAAUGAUUCCCACAUAAUGGCUCUAUACUUCAUACCUACUGGUUACUGUAUGUUGCAACUAGAAGUCAGGCUACUAGAAGUACAGGUAUGGGACCUGUUAUCCAGAGUGCUCUGGACCUGGGGUUUUCCAGAUCAAGGGAUCUUUCUGUAAUUUGGAUCAACAUACCUUUAAUCUACUAGAUCAUUUAAACCCAAUAGGAUUGUUUUCCUCCAACAAGGAUUAAUUGUAUCUUAUUUAAGAGAGAGUACUGUUUUAUUAUUACAGAGAAAAAAAUUAAUUAUUUUUUUAAAUGAACUUGAUUAAAAUUGAGUCUAUAGGAGAUGGCCUUCUUGUAACUUUGAGCUUGCUGGAUAAGGGAUCCCAUACUGGUACAGUAAAAGCCAUUGGUGCAAUAUAACCCUGAUAUUGCUCUUUUGCAAUAUUUUUUUUUUUUUCAAAUAAUUAGCUGUUUUUACACAACAGAGCCAACUAUGUUCAGUUCCUCGUCUUGUCUACAAUUAGAAGAGAAAGAAGUCGUUGAGAAAAAACAUCUUGUAAUAUUGCUCUGGUUAGAGAAUGAAGUUAGGGAGUGGAUAAGAGUCAUCUGUAGUUUCUAAGGUCAGUUCUAAGCAGAGCAACAUCACUAGACUUUCCCAAUUUAAAAAUGACCUGGAGGUGGUUCAGCUAUGUAUAAACUGCUAAUAUCUUGAAAUUUAGGGAAAUGGUGAAAAGUGCUCCAAGAAACUUUACAUUACCUUUAAGGCUCCCCAUUUUCAUUUAUGUCCUAUUCUAUAAAGACUCACUGCCUUUUAGUAAAAGUGAACAAGUAACAGCAAUGCCCUGGAUUCUGAUUCCUGUAGUUUACAAAUUCUAUAAUAUAUUUUCAGGUGUAGAAGUAGCUUGAGAAUGGCUACUUGAUACGUAUUUAUGGAGCUGCAAUUUUUGCUUUUUAAGACUCUUAAGUUCACAGACUUACCUCUUGUCUUACCUGGAUUUGCGAUGCUGAAGUUUAUGGGACAUGUGCCUUUGCACACAUUUUUAUACUGCAUGUAAUAUACAGUAUAUUUAUACAUGGCUUAGUGAAUGGGUUCAUUGGAGAAAGAUACUCUUAUACAAGGACUCUUGGUAUUUGGUUUUGAUUUCCUACUAAACAAACUUGAAUUUCUGGGGAUUCUCAGGCCCUUUCUCAUCACUAGAUUUGUCUGUCAGUGCUUCCUGUUUUGAACAAUAGAGAUUUCUUUUCCUUACUAGUAAUAACUGUAUUGUGCCCUGACAGCAAAAAUAACCUAAAAGUUACAUUCCUAGCGGUACAGUUAAAAUACAAAUGUGCCUGCAGAAGACGUCUACACCACAACGCAAGACAUUUCCUUAUGUUGUGCGUCGUACUUGCAGGAACAUGGGAAUGGCUUUCUAUUGGACCCACUGCUGAAAAUCCCAUUCCAGCAGCUCCGGCGUGAGCAUGAAAUAAUAAAGGACUGACACUGAA
Xenopus laevis (African clawed frog) is the source of this 4214-nucleotide messenger RNA. RefSeq names its product aspartyl-tRNA synthetase 2, mitochondrial L homeolog (gene dars2.L). NCBI's taxonomy places the organism in Eukaryota, Metazoa, Chordata, Amphibia, Anura, Pipidae. The record is from RefSeq and is a predicted model, not a curated record. The coding region runs from base 657 to 2603 and encodes 648 amino acids. The transcript has 18 exons. Gene Ontology annotation, molecular function: ligase activity; nucleotide binding; ATP binding. Gene Ontology annotation, cellular component: cytoplasm; mitochondrion. Gene Ontology annotation, biological process: tRNA aminoacylation for protein translation; aspartyl-tRNA aminoacylation.